This is a messenger RNA of Calidris pugnax (ruff), 1419 nucleotides long. It is a transcript of the gene DUSP3, whose product is annotated as dual specificity phosphatase 3. Gene Ontology annotation, cellular component: cytoplasm. The coding region runs from base 30 to 584 and encodes 184 amino acids. Gene Ontology annotation, biological process: negative regulation of MAPK cascade; protein dephosphorylation. The record is from RefSeq and is a predicted model, not a curated record. The transcript is spliced from 3 exons. NCBI's taxonomy places the organism in Eukaryota, Metazoa, Chordata, Aves, Charadriiformes, Scolopacidae. Gene Ontology annotation, molecular function: protein tyrosine/serine/threonine phosphatase activity; MAP kinase phosphatase activity.
GGGCCUUUAGGUUGGUUUGGGGCCCGGCCAUGUCCGAUUACCGGAUCUCGGUGGAGGAGCUGAACGACCUCCUGGCUAAUGGCAGCGGCUGCUACAGCCUGCCCAGCGCCCACAGUAACGAGGUGGUGCCGCGCAUCCACGUGGGGAACGCGUUCAUGGCCAAGAACAUUUCGAGGCUGCAGCGUCUGGGGAUAACCCACGUUCUGAACGCAGCAGAGGGGAAGUCAUUCAUGCACGUGAACACUAACGCGGAGUUCUACGAAGGCACAGGCAUCAGAUACCACGGCAUUAAAGCUAAUGAUACUCAAGAAUUUAACCUCAGUCGCUAUUUUGAGGAGGCAGCUGAUUUUAUUGAGAAAGCACUUUCCCAGAAGGACGGCCAAGUGUUUGUGCAUUGCCGUGAGGGCUACAGCCGUUCUCCUACGUUGGUCAUCGCCUACCUCAUGCUCCGCCAGAAUAUGGACGUCAAGUCUGCGCUGUGCACCGUCCGGCAGAAGCGAGAGAUUGGCCCCAACGAUGGCUUUCUAAGGCAGCUUUGCCAGCUCAACGAGCAAUUAGUGAAGGAAGGCAAACUGAAGCCCUAGGGCAGAGCACUGUAGUCUUUUUUGAAGUUUCUCCGACCAUCAGAGGACAUCCUAGAUGCUUUAGAUCCCCACACCCCAACCACCGAGCUAAAUCACAUAACGUGAGUGAGACACAGUUCCUGCUUUUGUCUAGUGAAAAUAUCUUUCCUGAACACUGGGUCUGCCUUUCAAGAUGGCACGAAAUUGUAUCACUGUUCGGAGCUGCUGCAAUAAAGAGGUGUUUUUAGAGGGGUCACUCCAGUGAUGACAGUGGUCUCCACAUGUGUUUCAGAGCCACAAGCAGACUCUAGCGGACGUGGUUCACAUUGAGUGUGAUUCAUUUAAGCCUUGUCUGGUGUCCCACCAGAGCACCAUUUACUGUCAGCCCCACCACAUCUCUUCACUUGCUUUUGAUUGAGGUACUGUAUUUUCUAAAGCUUCUUUUUGAUGAACACAGGUGCCUGAAGUUUGAGUGUAAGAGCUUCAAGGAAUGGAGAAGCAAAUACACAAAUGCACAGAUGCACUCACUUGUAAAAUUAAGGGUCUGCAGUGUUGUGUUUCGUGUGGUAUGCAAUACACAGUGUGUGGUAGUAAAGCCAUCCAGAGCCCAAUCUUGAUACACACUGUAUUUUCAAGAAUACUUGUACCCCUUGCUGUUGUGAUUGACAUGAAAUAGUGUGAUAUUAAAUGCUCUUUUAUUUUUGUUUUGAAAUUGAACUAGAAAAAACCAUUGAGCAAAUGUUGAGGCAAAAACCUGAGCAAGGAAGAAACAAUGUCUGUGUUAGGAGUGCUUGGACUGGAUGUAUGAUGAGGUCCUAAGUAUCAGAAUAAAAUGGUUCCUGAGGCUUGUAUUGAG